This is a messenger RNA of Hemiscyllium ocellatum (epaulette shark), 783 nucleotides long. RefSeq names its product transmembrane 4 L six family member 18 (gene tm4sf1). NCBI's taxonomy places the organism in Eukaryota, Metazoa, Chordata, Chondrichthyes, Orectolobiformes, Hemiscylliidae. Gene Ontology annotation, cellular component: membrane. Bases 1 to 783 code for a protein of 260 amino acids. The record is from RefSeq and is a predicted model, not a curated record. The transcript is spliced from 5 exons.
AUGACUACUCAAGAGUUAAACAACAAGGCAGGUGUUCCAAAGGCAGAGGAGAACACCAAGUGUUCUGGAAAUUAUGCCCGGUGCAUUGGCAUCACUCUGAUCCCUCUUGCGAUUUUAUGUUUUUUGGCUGACAUUGUGCUCUAUUUCCCAAAUGGGGAGACAAAGUUCGCAGAGAGAGACCAACUCACCUCCGUGGUGUGGUUUUUUGAAGGAAUCGGUGGAGGUGGAAUAUUGAUGAUUUUUCCAAUCGUGGUGUUCAUUGGCUUUGGGAAUGAUAACAUCUAUGGUCACUGUCGAACGAGAAUUUAUGGCAAGAGCCGUGUGGUGCUGACCGUGGUUAUGGUGUCUUUGAUCGGAAUGGCUGGUGCUGGAUACUGUUUCAAUGUCUCUCUUCUGGGUUUAUUAAAGGGCCCGUACUGCCUCACAGAUCUGGGAUGGAACUAUCCCUUCAACAGCACGAGUGGAAGAUAUCUCACUGACCUCACCACAUGGAGCCAGUGCAGAGAACCGAGCCACAUUGUGGCGUGGAAUGUCACACUGUUUUCCAUUCUGCUAGCACUCAGCGGCCUUCAAUUAGCUUUGAUUGUUGCUCACGUCAUAAUCGGGUUGGCUACAGGAACCUUGGGAAACUGUUGUCACCGUAAAGAGAUGAAAACGACCAUCACCACUCUCAUGAGAGAAGAUGUCUACAAUUAUGGAAAGUUCCAAAAGUGGUUACAAAAACAGAGCUUAGACAUCAUUCUCCAGGAAUCUCAACCUCAAACCAUGCGAAUUGUUGGCUAG